AUGGCACAAGUUCAGUGGAAAGUUUUUGAAUGUCCAAGACGGCUCAAGGCUAAGAUGUGUUGGUUUUUGGAAUCCUUCCGCCUGAUCUACAUGUCAUUAUGCUACAAUCAGUUCACAACAUGGAAUAGUAUAAUUGACACUGCUUUUGAACCAAUGUUCUGGAUUGUAGACCAUACAGCGCAUUAUAUUGGAGUGAUCAUGGUGACAAUGGUUGUUCUGUUGACAACAAUGGUUGUCAUGGUGUUCUACAUCUGCAUAUUCCCCCACAUCGUCUAUGUGACGGAUGUCUUUUGGUGUGGAUUCCAUUUCUUUUUUUCACAUUGGCUACUGGUCAAUAUUGUUUUCAAUUAUUUUAUGGCUGCUUUUACAAAACCAGGUCAUCCACCACAGAAUGUGCCAGAAGUGGUAUCAAUAUGCAAAAAGUGUAUUGCUCCUAAACCACCUCGCACCCAUCAUUGUACUGUAUGUGGUACAUGCAUUCUCAAGAUGGACCACCAUUGCCCAUGGCUGAAUAACUGUGUGGGAUUAUACAAUCAUCGGUACUUUUUCCAGUUUAUAUGCUAUAUGUGGCUUGGCACACUGUAUGUAAGCAUUGCAGGCUAUGAUGUGUUUAAGCAGCACUUUUUUGGAAACAAGGAGUUGAUAGUGCCAGCAUUUUUCUUCCCGAUCAACAUAGCCUACCACGUUUGGACCAGUGAUAGUGAGGAUAAUCUAGGAAUGAAUGUUACUACCCUCAAACUGUUAGAUCCAAACAAAGACAUCUUCCUGGGUCAGACAACUGAGUCAGAAAUUAAAGCAACUUUGGAAGAUCAGUUGCUCCAUAAUGCAAUCAUCCUACAAUUCCUCCUGUGUGCGGGCGUGACAGUGGCCUUGAGUCUGCUGGCUGUGUGGCAUGCUCGGCUGAUCUCUGAGGGGCAGACAAGCAUUGAACAGCAUAUCAAUAACAAAGAGAGAGCUCGUUUGAAAAAGAAAAAUAAGAUUUUCAGAAACCCUUAUGAUUUUGGUAUCAUAAAGAACUGGAAGUUAUUCCUGGGAUUAAAUAAAAACAGGUCAUUUAUAAGACACAUACUGUUUCCAUCAACACACGAUCCCAUUGGGAAUGGAAUAACAUGGGAGACUUCCACUUUCAAGCUUGAUCACAGUCAUGUGCUGGACUUAUUAUGA
This is a messenger RNA of Candidula unifasciata, 1164 nucleotides long. The record is from the annotation of a GenBank genome assembly. NCBI's taxonomy places the organism in Eukaryota, Metazoa, Mollusca, Gastropoda, Stylommatophora, Geomitridae.